Molecule: messenger RNA, 595 nt
Organism: Aspergillus melleus
Lineage: Eukaryota; Fungi; Ascomycota; Eurotiomycetes; Eurotiales; Aspergillaceae
Exons: 2
Coding region: 1-561 (186 amino acids)
Source: RefSeq, a predicted model, not a curated record
AUGGGAACCAAUGCUGGUCACGAGGCCUACUCUACCGAGGAUCUUGAGAACUCUAUUAUCAAUUGGCCUGAAGAUAUCUUUCUCAGAGACCAAAUAGCCCUCGGCUGGCUUGAACAUUUGUAUCCGGAGGACCCCAUAUCAAGAGAUUCAGUCCGUCGAUGGUACCUGCCUUUUCCCAACGGUGUAUAUAUGAGCGCCUUCUAUGACUUGAUCAUCACGCCCCUGGGAGGCCAGAGAGAACAGCAGGAGCUUGAAACGACCUGGACAAGUGGACUAAGUGAUUCCAGCGAGCAUGUCCUGUUGAAGGAUGCUGAGGGUGGAAUUCUUGACUGGGGCGCAUUUCUUGGCCGUGCACCUCCGGAAGUUAUUCUACGAACCCACAAUAGAGAUGCUCUCCGUCCUAUCGACCGGAUGGUAUUCUUUUGGGGUUUAUUGCAAGAGUAUAAGUAUCCAUUUGAGGAUGAAGCCUUGAGUGCUCUGAGAGAAAGCAUCAGGCCAUAUCGGGGCGAGGAAACUAGCGACAAGGAUGUGGCGGCCUUGUAUAUUGGCCCAUCAAUCUAAAACGUGGAGAAUCCUGGGUUGUACUUCACUAAGC